AUGGCUGCGAAGUUCGUAGACCUCUUACAGCAAUAUGCACAAAGGAGGAGUAUAGACACAAGUAAAGAGGAAGGCCCCGGGAGUUUUCCGGAUUUAAUUUGGAAAGAUAUAGAAAAUAUUUUCAACGAAUUAAUGAUAUAUAAAAAAAGGCCAGAGUCAAGUAUACAUACAUUGUGUUCACACCGUGGAGAGAUCAAUGGCAGGAAACUGCAAGGUGCUGUACAGAGGGUUUUGUGUGUAGAAAUAAUGAAAGUAUUUUUUUUUAUGGAUGGAAUUAAAAGUACGAAGGAUGCAGGAUCAGUUUUACACAAGGACGAGCACGAGUUAGUACAAUACCUCAGGUGCAUUAUAGGAAGUGUUUAUUUAUUAAAAUGGUCUAAGGAUAAAUGUCAGAUGAAUGGAGUUAUUGAUUACGUCAGGGAUGCAAUGCCAGGUAUAGUAGGGCUAUAUGGAGCAAGUGGAGGAAGUGAUAAGUGUGAUUGGAUAAACAUGGAACACAUAGGGAUUGGGGGCAGAGUAGUUGCAGCGGAGGUACAGAACUGGAUGGACAAGAGUAAAGCGAGGGACAGAAGAAUUGCGCAAGGCAUUAAGAUAUGUUCACAGGAGAAACAUAGGGGAAAGCAUACAUCCGAGGGCACGAGUAACACAGGAACAGGUAUAUUAGAGUUAUUAAAGCACCAGGAUGACGGCGCGAUCCGGAAGUUUAUUCAUGAAGAGCAGCAUAUGCCAAAGGCGGUUGCACAGGAAAUAAUAAGAGGAGUAGGACGCGGACAAAUAGAUGCCAACAAAUUACAGGACAAAAUAAGCAAAGGGGUAAAGGAAGGGUGGUCUACUGGAGAAGGUACAGAAGUAAACGGGCAGCCCACAAGAGAACCUGAUGCCGAGUCCAAAGAUACACAAACCAAAGGGGGCACAACCCGUCCGGUGCACACAUCAACAACAUCACCAACGACCAGGUCAGGCACGGGGACUGAGGAUGGAUCGACUACCGUUACCAAACCAGCCCCGCCCCAACCGGUAGCACCGGAAGGAACGGAAACACCACAGGCACCGACAGCCGCGGACAAGAAACCUAAGAAAGAGGAAGCACCCCCAGUUAAGGUACCAGAGGUACCACGGGAGGUUAUUCCGGAGGAGAAGAUACCAGUACCAACACCUCCAUCGGACGCACAGGCACCAGCCGUAGGACCCGGAGGAAGGUCUGACACACCACCAGCGGAUGCUUCUGUGGGCACACAAAAGGGGAAAGACGAGGAAACAGCAGGUAAGUGCACGAGAGAAACCACGGUAUUUACACAUAGCAACACAGCAUUCGGCCUCAACGGAGCCCGCGCAACCAUCACCCUUUCCAUUGCAUCCAGCUCGGAAAACGCUGAUGACUGUGACACGACGCCCCAAGACUCGGGACCAGGCGAUGCCGUCGUCGAUGGCGGUAAUGGCGCGGGCAAUGAUGACCCCCCUCCUCUCAAUCCACCCAAACCAAAACCGAACCCGAACCCAAAUCAAUCGGGUAGUAGUGGCGGCAGCGGCGGCGAACCGGAUUCAGUAGGUGGUAUUUCUGGUGGGGCAGCAAAGGGAGGUGCUGGAGGCGGUAGCAGUGGUGGUGUAGGAGCCAGUAGUGGUGGUGGCGGAGGAGGAGAUGGUGGACGAGGUGGAGGUGGUGGUAGUCAGUUAACCUCUGGCUCCAGUAAUCAGAAUGAUCAGGACACAGGGAAUACUACCCAGGCGGGCACUAAGCCGUUCGAAGUUGACCUUGCUUCACCUGCACUCAACAUAGAAGGUGCCACAGGAGGAUUCGUACCACCGGUUCCAGCAGAUGGACACGUCAGUUCAUCGGGUGAGACUCCACGUGACUAUGCUGUCCCAGACCUAACCGGCACGGUGCUUACCGCCACUACUCCCAUCCUGUUUUUUCUCACUUCCGUCACCGUCGCCCUUCUGGGUUAUUCCCUCUGGAAGUACUUUGCGCACCUCGCCAAACGACGACGAACAUAUCGAAUCGUUCGUGACGUGCCGUCACCGCCACUCGAAGAAGAAAUAUUGCAACAUCUACAACGAGGCGACCUGCCGCCACCCGAUUACGGGUACACCAUGGUUACGCAACCUGCGUCCACAUCCGGUAGAGGCCGCCCCCCACGCGUGCAUAAGCGCACGAUCAUCGAGCUACACUUAGAAGUGCUGAACGAAUGUGCAGCAACCGAGUGGGAAAACGUCAAAGACGACUAUUUGCAACUACUCGUUGAACAGUUUAUGGCGGGCAACACCACGUGUACAAGUAGCUCGGAUGUCUGCACCCCAGACGACGGUUUCGCAACCCAGGACUCAACAACAAACGCCGAUUCACGCACGCGGGAUACACCCACCUAUUCCGACGAACCUGAUGCAUGUCCACGUAACGACGAGGACCCCGAUCCAUGGAGUUCUAUGGAACAUAUCGAGUUAGCUGCACAACAGAAUGCUCAUUCCAACCCCGAGCACGCGCCGUCGUACUGCAUCCAUUGGAUUAACUGGAUUGAACAACGCAAACAUAUUCUGCGGCAGUGCACGACGCAGCCGUGGUUUUUGCAAUUAAAGGCGGAAUGGAAACAAUAUCUGCGUGAGCACAUGGUGGCAAACGCGGCUCACGGAGUAUACGUGCAGCGUGCCUUCGGUGAAGUGGCAACCAUGGAAAGGAACAAACUGGAUGCAUGGAAAGAAUGGGUUGCAAAACAACAUGAGCUUCUGAAUAUACAUGGUGAGGAGGAGUGGUUUCAACACCUAUGGAGUAAUAUCGAGGAGACCGGAGUAGUAACAGAGCACGACGGCAUGCCGGAACAGAUACGAAUGUUGGAAGGAGUGAGUCACAUACACACAGUAGAUGAAAAACCGACCACAUUUGUAACAGAACACGGGCCAACUGUAGAAAAAGGUUUACAAGUACAAGAAGCACUGGACGGCGGAUCAGCUUUGAAAGUGCGACAUGUACCACGGCCCCAACCACUGCAUAAGCAACCUUACAUGAAAAAACCGUUAACCGCUACAAUAUGGAUACUGAUCCUGGCAUUAGUCAUAGAACAGUGCGAGGUCGAACGCAAUUUGCAAGAGACGGAGUUAUAUGUGGAUGAACUAUUGCAGCAACUGUGA
Molecule: messenger RNA, 3123 nt
Organism: Plasmodium fragile
Lineage: Eukaryota; Apicomplexa; Aconoidasida; Haemosporida; Plasmodiidae
Exons: 5
Coding region: 1-3123 (1040 amino acids)
Source: RefSeq, a predicted model, not a curated record